This is a messenger RNA of Arachis duranensis, 1169 nucleotides long. Its product is annotated as high mobility group B protein 10. NCBI's taxonomy places the organism in Eukaryota, Viridiplantae, Streptophyta, Magnoliopsida, Fabales, Fabaceae. The coding region runs from base 77 to 1006 and encodes 309 amino acids. Gene Ontology annotation, molecular function: DNA binding. The record is from RefSeq and is a predicted model, not a curated record. The transcript is spliced from 6 exons.
AGGUUUGUAGAGUAAGCUAAAGCAAUCUAUGAAAUAGGGUGUUUUUACUUUUAGUUAUUUUAGCGAAGACAAAAAAAUGACAACUAGUUCAGCUCAAGGUUCCACCGAUUGGUGCCAGCAAGAGAGUGAGAGAGACACACCAAACGGAAAUGAGAAAUCCUCCGACGCAGCCACCAAAGCUUAUCCAACACCAACAGCUUUGUACGACGACCUUGCCCGUGAUUCCAACCUCUUUUGGGAUAAGCUUGAAUCUUUUCAUAAAUCAUUCGGCACUAAAUUUAAGGUUCCCACCAUAGGAGGAAGGCCACUAGAUCUAUAUCGCCUUUUCGUGGAAGUAACAUCUCGUGGUGGUAUUGAAAAGGUAAUUGUAGAACGCAAAUGGAAGGAUGUGAUUGUGGGCUUCAAGUUUCGAGAGACUAUUACAAGCGCAUCAUUUAUGGUGCGCAGAUACUAUCUAUCUUUGCUUUAUCACUUUGAGCAAGCGUAUUACUUUCGGAAACAAGUCCCUCCUUCCUCAACACCUGAUCCUGCAAAUAGGAGUCUCGUUGAUAGCUCCACACCCUUUGGUGAAGCCGGUAAAACACAGCAGCUUGGUUCUGUGGUGCCUGGAACAAUUGAUGGGAAGUUUGAUGGUGGUUAUAUAGUUACAGUGAAUCUGGGUUCUGAACAGGUGAAAGGUAUUCUAUACCAUGUUCCCAUCAGUUUGUCCCAGAGUUCUAAUACUGUUGGUGUCCAUGGUUCACGGAAUCGAAAGAAAUCUAGAUUGGCAUUAGGCGAUCCAUCUCGGCCGAAGUCAAACAAGAGUGGCUACAAUUUCUUCUUUGCUGAGAAUUAUGCCAGGUUGAGGCCCUUAUUCCAUGGUGAAGAGAGAGCGAUUAGUAAGAGGAUUGGGUUUCUAUGGAACAAUCUAACAGAAGCAGAAAGACAGGUUUAUCAGGAGAAAGGGCUGAGAGAUAAGGAAAGAUACAAGACUGAAUUGUUGGAGCACAAGUCGUCCAAUAAUUGAACUACUCAAUAGACAAAUUCUCUUACUACGAAUGUGCUUUUAUCCCUUUCUAUAGUUUAGUUUUCUUUAACAUUGUAGUUAGAAAUACCCCAUGGAAAACUGAUGGCUAAUUAAUAGCCUUGGUGUAAUGUAGAAUAUAUGAAAUUUAAGAUCUUUUAUAGCA